Molecule: messenger RNA, 4327 nt
Organism: Notolabrus celidotus (New Zealand spotty)
Lineage: Eukaryota; Metazoa; Chordata; Actinopteri; Labriformes; Labridae
Gene: ldb1b
Product: LIM-domain binding 1b
Exons: 13
Coding region: 1009-2256 (415 amino acids)
Biological process (GO): nervous system development; positive regulation of transcription by RNA polymerase II; negative regulation of transcription by RNA polymerase II
Cellular component (GO): transcription regulator complex; nucleus
Molecular function (GO): LIM domain binding
Source: RefSeq, a predicted model, not a curated record
CCAAUACACCGCAUACUGUCAGAUAGUACACUGAGGACGACACGGUUCAGUUGUGUUGAGGGAAAAUGAACGGCCACGUUGAGUUUUCAGAGCGGACAGGGUUCAGGGUGCAGCCUGGUCUGAACAUCCUGUACUCGGCAGGAAAUGAACCGGUCUCUCUCACUUCUAGAGACUCAUUUACUGACCAGAGAGACCAGCAAGGCUCGCUUUAUUACACUUAACAUUAACAAACCUGUUACAACAUUACAUAAAACAUGUUGAAGCAGCCUGGACGACUCCCAGCUGGUCCCCACAGUAGUACUACUACCCAGCUACAGCCACGUGUCGCCAUGCGCGCAUGUGGCCUCAUGCACCAGCGAAACAGCCCCCAUUAAACCCCCGAAACCCGACCACAUGCAGCACACUGAUGUCGUAUGAGCUGAAAUGAGAGACCAGGUACCUCAUUGAGAGAGUUGCUGACCAGAAAGUCCCUUGAACCGGCAUUUAAAUCCCCGUCUUUCCCCCUCCACUGCGCCGCCAUCUUGCUGCACCACAUGGAGCUCUGAGGCCGGAUACAGACACGUGGUCAACGGCGGGGCGCACCAAGAGACCACCGACCUGGGAUCAGUUAGGACCAGGACCGCAUAACUUCACAAGAAUAAAGAGCAGUACGAAUCAUAUUCAAGCAGAGAAGAGGAAUGCCCUCCCACAUGGUGCAGAGAACAUCUGUUAGUGAGAAAUGAAGGCCUGAGAGAGAAAGAGGAGGAGGAAGGGGACUUACAUUAACACAAAAGAAAGGAGGUGAAGACAGAAGAAGGGAGCAUGUUUAGAGAAGGAGAGAGUGAGAAAGUGGAGGACACCACCCUCUCUGCAUUGGUACAGACGCUCAUGUGAGCAGCCUCAGUGGCGGCAGCAGUGACUGGUGAGAGAGAGGAGAGGAGAGGAGCAGAGAGAGGAAGAGAGAGCGUGAGGAUAACAGGACCACCACCACCAUCAUUCUGAUCGGAUUCACACCAGACAUGUGAGAAGAUGUCCGUGGGCGGCUGCGCGUGUCCCGGCUGUUCCUCCAAGUCAUUCAAGCUGUACUCCCCCAAGGAGCCCCCCAACGGUAGCACUUUUCCCCCUUUCCACCCCGGCACCAUGCUGGACAGAGACGUGGGUCCCACCCCGAUGUAUCCUCCCACAUAUCUGGAGCCAGGAAUAGGGAGGCACACACCAUAUGGCAACCAGACAGACUACAGAAUAUUUGAGCUCAACAAACGGCUACAGAACUGGACAGAGGAGUGUGAUAACCUGUGGUGGGAUGCCUUUACUACAGAGUUCUUUGAAGAUGACGCCAUGUUGACUAUAACAUUCUGUCUGGAGGAUGGACCCAAACGCUACACAAUUGGCAGGACGUUGAUUCCACGGUACUUCCGAAGUAUAUUCGAGGGUGGUGCCACCGAGCUGUACUACGUGCUGAAACAUCCCAAGGAGUCCUUUCACAAUAACUUCGUCUCCCUCGACUGUGAUCAGUGCACCAUGGUUACUCAGAAUGGAAAGCCCAUGUUCACACAGGUGUGUGUAGAAGGGCGUCUGUACCUGGAGUUCAUGUUCGACGACAUGAUGAGGAUAAAGACGUGGCACUUCAGCAUCAGACAACACCGUGAACUCAUCCCCCGCAGUAUACUGGCCAUGCAUGCCCAGGACCCACAGAUGCUGGACCAGCUGUCCAAAAACAUAACAAGAUGUGGCCUGUCCAACUCCACCCUCAACUACCUCCGAGUGAGUGAGCUGUGUGUGAUACUGGAGCCCAUGCAGGAGCUGAUGUCCAGACACAAGACAUACAGCCUCAGCCCAAGAGACUGCCUCAAGACCUGCCUCUUCCAGAAAUGGCAAAGGAUGGUGGCACCACCAGCUGAGCCGUCAAGACAAGCCCCAAACAAACGGCGGAAGCGUAAGAUGUCAGGCGGCAGCACCAUCAGCGGAGGAGGAGGAACUACUAAUAACAACAACAACAAAAAGAAGAGCCCCGGCAGCGGCUUUCCCCUUUCCAGUCAAGUCCCAGAUGUGAUGGUGGUGGGCGAACCGACACUGAUGGGAGGGGAGUUUGGUGACGAAGACGAGCGUCUAAUCACGCGGCUGGAGAACACGCAGUUCGACGCGGCCAACGGCAUCGACGACGAGGACAGCUUCAACAACUCUCCAGCACUGGGCUCCAACUCACCCUGGAACAACAAAGCCCCCUCCAGCCAGGAGAGCAAGAGCGACAACCCCACCUCACAGGCAUCGCAGUAGAGCCCAGAGCCCCACAACCUCAACACAAACAUCCCCUCCUCUCUCUGUCACUAAUCUGAUCCCGACCCACCCAACAGCCACGAGUGCAACAGCAACAAUCCAUCAUUAACCCAGACUACUGUGCCGAACUCCAACUCUUCAGAUUCAUCCUCAGUGUGUCUUAGACUUUGUCACUGAGCUGGGGGAUGAUUCACAAGUUUUCAUCUCUGCUGUGACUUCUUCAUAUUUAGGCAUCGUGUCCCACCUCUGCGUCCCUUUUCCUCAGCCCAUUCUCAAAAUGUCCCCUCUGCUCUCGCUAAUUUCACUUUGGACACUGAUCCCGGGGAGUAGUGAUAGAAGAGGCAUAGGGAUGUAAACCCAAGGGAGGAGAAGUGUGCUCACUUUACUAUCUGUGUGGAAGUCCACGUGUAGGUCAGAGGAGGGGUGGAGGGGUGGAGCGCAUGUUGGCAGUGGAGGUGUCACGAUGGUGGCAAGUUGCUUAGGGACCACUUGUCCACUCGUCCUCUAAACACGACUCUGAAGUCUGGUCUGCUCUGUUUGAUGUUCCAGUCACUUGUAAUGUUUCUUUAAAGAAUAUGUGUGCAAGUGUGUGAGUGUGUGUGUGGGUGUGUGUUUGUGUGUGUGUUUGCCUGCGUGUGUUCGUGUGGGUGUUCGUGUGGGUGUGUGUGUGUGUGUGUGUUAGUGUGUUAGUGUGUGUGUGUGUGUGUGUUUGUGAAGAGGGAAGAGAGGCAGUCUGAGCUUAUUUGUGGCUUUACUGAAGCGGACAGACCAGAAUUUAGAGUCGGUCGAUAAAACCAUUAAACUUCACACACUAGCAGGAGAAAUGUGGCACUAGGGAAACCAACACACACACACACACACACACACACACACACACACACACACACACAACAUUUAAACAUAAAAGUUUGAAGGAUUUUGAAUCCCCUAGUGCCCAAGCCGUCUCUGAUCAGACUACAAAGGGUCUUUCAAACGGAGAGCAUUUAUAACACACACACAAACACACACACACACACACACAUACACACAGUGACACAUUUUAAGAGUUUUUAUACAGUAUAUAUUUCCCUAGAAUGUUUUUUAAUUUGUAUUAAACGCCUUCAUUUCAAUUGUUACUUUUUUAUUUUCUACCAAUACUGAAAAGCUACAGACCAAGGAGCAACACAGGACUUUUAUCCCUCCCCCCUCUAAAAUAUAUUGUUUUUAUCUUUUAUGUUUAUAAAAGAGAAAUAAUUUAGUGUGGAUGUUUUUAUUUUGUCUUUUGUUCCUUUUUUGGAGAUUUAAAUUUUUGUGUAUUUGUGCUUGUAUAUUUAAGGUAGUAGCAAAGUUCUGUCUGACUGUAAUAAAAUGUAUUCUUACUUAGAUUUACCUAAAGCCAUCCCGAUCUAAUGUAAAGAAACAAAAAUAGGAAAAAGGAGAAAAAACACUCAUGAACCUUUCCUCUUUCUCCCUUCCUGCUCUCUCCUCCUCCCUCUUUUUUAAAACUUGUGUAAAUUAAAUUACAAACCCCCCUGAGGGUACAAUGGCACCAUGAAGAGAUGAUCCAGUUAAUUUUUUUUAUAUUUAUUUUGAAAGCUUAGAACUCAUGUAUUUCAUCCAUACAGGAAGUGAUUUUUUCACUUAACUUACAUAACAAUUUAUGUACUGCAACUCUAAACUUGAUGUCAAGUGAAUGUGCACAUUACAUUUGAGUUAAUCAGUGAAUCUCAUGUCUGGCUAUAAAAGAGUUUUCUUUAGUUCAGAUGACCUUCAUUUUGAGCAGUGUGUUUCAUGACGAAUAGAAUGAUACCAUCAAACAUCCGAUCAUCUUCUAAAGCCAGCUCAACAUGAAGUUCAGACGACACAUUUGGUAGCAGUGCUGAAAACUCAGCCGACGCUCUGUUCAUUUUGUACAUUCUUCUUUUUUGACAGUCGAUUCCAGCAACAGCUCUGAUUGCGUUCGAAUGGUGACUUGUACCUUCUCCAAUCCCUGUAGAAAAAUCAUCGUUUGAUAUAUAUUUUUUGAUUUGGUUAGUUUCUGCCCUUGAUAAUUAAUGUAUGGUACCAAUAAAAAGAUACAUUUUCACUUUAA